CCCCACAGUGGACUGCUGGGCCUUUACAGGAAGUGGUGAAGCGUCCACAAUCCAUUUUAUUGACAUUACUAAGGUAUAUCAUUAACUAUAGUGUAACAUAUGGUGGAAACAGAUAACCAGGCGAUGUUAACCUUGUUAAUUUUGUUUAAUGUUAAAUACAAUACAAUAAAAGGGUCCACAUCGACACACUACGGAAAGAAAAGCCAGAAUGUUUAUCCCGGAAGUGAACACGGGGUUUCUCUCUUGCCUCUGCACAGUCUCUCCGUAACCAAGGUAACGUUAGCUUGGUGAACAAUGGCUACAGCGUCAAUGCUAGCACAACAGCUAGCUACCUGAUGGAGCAAGCUGUCAACCACGUCUGAAUGCAGUUAACGCUAAUUAAAACGUUUCAUGUGAAUUAUUCAAACGUUCUUUAGUCUCAGCAAAGCACAUUUAUAAGCAUGUUUACAGACGAAGCCCUGGACUCAGUGUGUAUUAAGUCUCUGUGGAGGAACUCUCAGCAGUCGGCGCAGGACUCGAGAGGCUGCCAGACCAAAGCGGUGCACAUUACCGAGGCACAGGUCCAGACUGUGUCGACUACCAUCAGCGGCACCCAGACGGAACCACAGUACCAGGUGACAGAGCAGCUCUUCCAACAAAACCACGAGGAGCCGGAGCCACCAGGCCUGAAGGACUUCCUGCAGAGGGUUGAGGACGUGGUCAUCAGGGAGCUGGUCAGAAAUACAAGGAGUCACGCCUUCGAUGGGUUCCAGGUGAACUGGGAAGACCACAGUAAUCUGGUUUCUUGCCUCCAUUGCCUUCAACAUCCCAGCGCUGUAGAGAGGGGUCUUCAUGUAACCAGUGUGUCCUGGAGUUGUACAGGUUCAGUUAUUGCCUGUGCCUACGGUCGGAUUGACGAUGGAGACUGGAACACCGAGAGGUCUUACGUCUGUACGUGGAACCUGGACCGGCGAGGCCUGAACCCCAAACAAGCUGACCUGGUCGUAGAUGUUCCCACUGCGGUCACUGCCCUGUGCUGCCACCCCCAGCAGCCCGCUCUCAUUGCAGGGGGUCUGUACAGUGGAGAGGUGGUGGUCUGGGACACCAGUCGGACUCAGGACUCGACGCUGGUUCAAACCGGGAUGUCGGCGGACAGCCACAGAGAGCCUGUUUAUCAGGUUGCCUGGGUGCCCCUGCAGAAGAAAGGAGAGUUUGGGGUGCUCAGUGCCAGUUCAGGAGGAAAGGUGCUGCUAUGGACGGUGGACUCUGACCAGGGCAGAUUGGUCCUGAGCGCUGCCUACGCUUUAGUACGACAGCAGGUUCCCCACAGCAGCAGCAUCAGCUAUAAGGCCCGAGGCAGCAGCACUGUGGGUGUCACCUCCCUGGCUCUGUCUCCCUGGGACCCCGACACCUUCCUGGUGGGCUCUGAGGGCGGCCUGCUGCUCAGAUGCUCCUUCUCCUCCCAGAAGCCGGCUGCAGCGCCCUCAGAAGGCCAGAGUGUGACACCGAGGGCCCCAGCUGUCUUCUCGUUCAGGCCCCGCAGCGGCCCUGUCCACUCCAUACACUGCUCCCCUUUCCACAGGAACGUGUUUGUGAGUGCAGGGACAGACGGGCUGGCCCACCUCCACUCUCUGCUGCAGGCCGACCCGCUGCUCUCACUCAGGGUCUCAGACUCGUACGUGUUUCAGGUGGAGUGGUCUCCAACCAGACCGCUGGUCUUUGCUGCAGCCACUGGACAAGGUGAGGUGCAGAUAUUGGACCUGGGCCGCAGGUCUCUGAGGCCGGCAGCCACCAUCGAGCAGGGUGCUGCAGGGCGAGCUGCAACUUGUUUGGCCUUCAACCGUCAGAACGCCCACCUCCUGGCGGUUGGGAAAACGGACGGGACAGUCAGCGUUUGGCAGCUGAGUGCAGAUUUGACGGAGCAGAGCCCCAGAGAGAGCAGCCAGCUGGAGCAGAUAGCCAAUCAGGUGGCAGAAUGAGACAUUAGCCUGCGACAGAAGACUGCUCACUGACUGAUUUACGUGAACCGUUUUUAAUGCUCAUAUCUCAAAGACUAAACAAUUAAAUUGUGGAAGUGAAAUAAAAACAGGAGUAGAAGGUU
Messenger RNA from Dicentrarchus labrax (European seabass), 2080 nucleotides. It is a transcript of the gene dync2i2, whose product is annotated as dynein 2 intermediate chain 2. The coding region runs from base 441 to 1958 and encodes 505 amino acids. Gene Ontology annotation, cellular component: ciliary plasm; cytoplasmic dynein complex. Gene Ontology annotation, molecular function: dynein heavy chain binding; dynein light chain binding. The record is from RefSeq and is a predicted model, not a curated record. Gene Ontology annotation, biological process: intraciliary transport. The transcript has 9 exons. NCBI's taxonomy places the organism in Eukaryota, Metazoa, Chordata, Actinopteri, Moronidae.